Messenger RNA from Tripterygium wilfordii, 1779 nucleotides. RefSeq lists its product as uncharacterized. Gene Ontology annotation, molecular function: protein kinase activator activity; microtubule binding. NCBI's taxonomy places the organism in Eukaryota, Viridiplantae, Streptophyta, Magnoliopsida, Celastrales, Celastraceae. Gene Ontology annotation, biological process: activation of protein kinase activity; mitotic spindle assembly; regulation of mitotic spindle organization. The record is from RefSeq and is a predicted model, not a curated record. Gene Ontology annotation, cellular component: mitotic spindle; nuclear microtubule. The transcript is spliced from 8 exons. Bases 215 to 1708 code for a protein of 497 amino acids.
UAGCCGUUACUGAGAGAGCCUCCCAAAACCCUCUCAACGUUCCCUUUUUUUUCUCUCGCACAUCCAUUCAUCAACUCAUCAUCGCAGAGAGAAUAAAUAUAACUCAAGAACAUCAAACUCAACUCUCACUCUCUCUCUAUUCUUUUAUAUUCUUCAUCUAAACCCUGAAUUUUCAGUUUCGAUUUGGUGAGCUCUGUUUCCUUUGUGGCAAAUAAUGGAUUCGGUGGCCAAGAAUGGGAAAUCGGCGACUCCAGUGAAAGAACCACAUGGUUCGAAAUCCAAGAUGCUUGCGUGCUCGGAGAAUUCAAACCCUAAUGUCUCUCAUUCAAGCCCUGGACCAAAACAUACGAAUUCGCCAUUAACCAAGUCGUCAAAAUCGCAGAAAUCCGCGUCCAGGAACCCUAAUCCGGCUCCUUAUUCUCAAAGAAAUAAGAUUAGGGAGAGGAAAUUCGUUGUGGCGAAGAAGAAUUCGAAGAAAGGGAAAGCCGAGGCAAUUUCAACAGUUGAUUGCCAGUGCAAAGCGAGAUUUGGGGGUAAUAUGAAGAAGUGUCUUUGUGUGGCUUAUGAGACAUUGAGGACAUCACAGGAGGAGUUCUUCCAGAGCCGGAGUGGUGUUGAAGAGAAUGGUGAGGUGAUAUCAGAGAAGGCCGGCGAAAGAGCUGCGAGUGAAGUUGAAGAAGUGACCGAGAAGGGUUUAGUGGCUCAAAAUUUUGAGAUUAACAGUGAACCUUCAUCAGAGGUUGAGCAGUUGAGUCAAACAGGUAGUUCUACAAUUAAGAGAAGAAGGGAUAAGUUGCAUGAGGAAGCAAGGAGUAGCGUGCCUGAAUCUGGACAAGUGUUGAAUUUGGUUAAGGUCUUUGAGAAACUUCUUUCAAUACCAAAUUCGCAGGAAUCUGAUGAGAAGAAGGAAGAGAAGGAGCCAGAAGAGGACAGGAAGAAGACAACAAAAUGGGCACUACCAGGAUUGCAACCACCGCCUAAGGUGUCCGAGACACAGUUCUCGUCUUCUUCAUUUUGUCCAUCUGAGUUCACCUUGUCAUCAGAGAAUCUCGGUUUGGGCUCACGUGCUUCGUUAUCUUCUUCAUGGGAUAGCAGCCGAGGAAGUAUCUCAAGCAGUAAUUCUAAUGGGGGCCAGAGAAGUAGAAGAAAUAGUUCUGAAUCCUGUGGAACAAUGGGUACAAGAAGAUGGAAGAAAAAGCAGCUCAGAGCCACAUCCCAAAAUCCCUUCAAGUUGAGGACAGAGCAAAGGGGAAGAAUGAAGGAGGAGGAUUUCAUGAAGAAGUUGCAGGAAAUGACGGUAGAGCAGGAGAGACAGCGGAUACCUAUUGCACAAGGCCUUCCAUGGACAACAGAUGAACCAGAGUGUCUAAUUAAACCUCAAGUGAAAGAAUGUACAAGGCCUGUUGACCUGAAGCUCAACAGCGAUAUCCGAGCAGAGGAGCGUGCUGAAUUUGACCAACAGAUUGCAGAGAAGAUGAGCCUUAUCGAGCGAUACAAGAUGGAAAGAGAGAGACGGCAAAAGUUGGCAGAAGAGGAAGAAAUAAGAAGGUUGAGAAAGGAGCUCGUACCAAAAGCACAACCCAUGCCUUAUUUUGACAGACCUCUCGUUCCUAGAAGGUCAGCGAAGCAUCCAACCAUUCCCAGAGAUCCAAAGUUUCACAUACCUCAACAUAAGAAAAUAAAGUGCGGCCUUUCAUGGAGUGACUAGAGUUUCUUCACUUUCGGUUAAUAGGCUAAUAGCCUCAUCCAGGCAGGCAGGCAGGCAGGCACCAACAUUCU